Molecule: messenger RNA, 1708 nt
Organism: Epinephelus moara (kelp grouper)
Lineage: Eukaryota; Metazoa; Chordata; Actinopteri; Perciformes; Serranidae
Gene: pus3
Product: pseudouridylate synthase 3
Exons: 7
Coding region: 123-1550 (475 amino acids)
Biological process (GO): mRNA pseudouridine synthesis; tRNA pseudouridine synthesis
Cellular component (GO): cytoplasm; nucleus
Molecular function (GO): RNA binding; pseudouridine synthase activity
Source: RefSeq, a predicted model, not a curated record
AAAAUCGGUCCGACUGCAGCAAACCUGUAUCAGCAUGAAAAGUAACGUGUGCGGCAGCAGCUCAGAAAACUGACUGAAAACACGAGUUUAUCAGCAACAUUCAAAGUAAAAUAAAAGGCAGCAUGUCAGAGGCUUUAAUCCAGAGAAUAAAGGAGCUGGAGGCAGACUUGGAGAAGCUCAAGUCCCAGCUGAAGGACAAGAGUGAAGCUGGAGAUGACAUGAAGUCCAGUCCAGCUCCCAGUGAAAACACAGACAGCAGACCUGAUGGAAACACCAGCAGCAGUAAGAAGGGGAAGAAGGCAGGUAAAGAUCGUCCCUUUGACUUCUCCGCACACCCUCGUCGCCAUGUGGCUCUGCGGCUGGCCUACAUGGGAUGGUCCUACCAAGGGUUUGCGGUUCAGGAGAACACAGACAACACUGUGGAGGCCAGGCUGUUUGAAGCUUUGCUGAAGACGCGGCUGAUUCAGGACAGACAGAGCUCCAACUACCACCGGUGUGGUCGCACUGAUAAAGGAGUCAGUGCCUUUUCUCAGGUCAUCACCAUCGAUUUGCGCUCCACACAGUUUUGUGGUGGACUGGGCGUCACACUCCCUGAAAAUGUUGAUGUUAGCACCAAAAAUAAAGCUACUUCCUCUGAGCUUCCAUAUGUGAAGAUGCUGAACAGAGUCCUGCCCCAGGACAUAAGGAUCUUGGACUGGGCGCCAGUAGCAGACGGCUUCAGUGCACGCUUUGACUGUCAGUCCCGCACGUAUCGCUACUACUUCCCCCGCGGAUCCUUGGAUGUGGCGUUGAUGGCAGAUGCUGCAAAAAGAUACGAGGGCACUCAUGACUUUCGCAACCUGUGCAAAAUGGACGUGGGCAAUGGAGUCCUGCAGUUUGAGAGGACCAUCUUGUCGGCAUCAGUCAGGCCUGUGCAGGCUCAGCACGUCUCCAGCACGGACCAGUAUGAUAUCUUCAUAUUUGAGAUCAAAGGACUGGCCUUCCUGUACCACCAGGUUCGAUGCAUGAUGGUAGUGCUGCUUCUGAUAGGGCAGAAACUGGAAUCCCCAGAGAUAAUUAAUCAGCUCCUGGAUGUUCAGAGUAACCCCAGAAAGCCCCAAUACAGCAUGGCAGUAGAUUACCCGCUGGUGCUGUACGACUGCCACUUCGAAGGUUUGAACUGGAAACAGGAGAACGAAGAGGUGAACUUCGCUCUGUCUGCGCUGCAGCAACACUGGACCCAGAGUGCGGUCAAGACCCACGUCCUCUACGGGAUGAUCCAGGGUUUGGAGGCCAUAGGUGGAGCGUCCUCCGAUCAUUGCUGGCUUGUAGAAGGCAGCAGGCAGAGAAACUACCGGCCCCUGCUGGAGCGUCCGUGCUGCGAGAGCCUGGAGUCCAGAAUAAACCAUUUUGUCAAAAGAGGCAGGCUGGAGUGGGAGGAAGGGGAGAACGGAGGUGAGAUGGUCCAUCGAGGGAAAAGGUCCAAACAUUCCCAUGAUUCGCCCAGUCUGCCUGUUUCUUCAGAGAUGCCAUCGUCUAAACAAAGUACAGAAAAAAAGGCAGAGGACUGAUAAUGUCUUAGAGGAGAAAGUUUAUUUUGUUGUCAUUUUUGCUUAUGAGAAAAGACAUUUACAUUUUAUUUUGGGAAACAAAACGAUGUAUUUACCUUUUUUAUUUCAUAAAAACUGCGUAUUUACAUUUUCCUUCAGGCAAAUCUUUGUUUUGCUUU